Adineta steineri is the source of this 1143-nucleotide messenger RNA. The record is from the annotation of a GenBank genome assembly. Lineage: Eukaryota; Metazoa; Rotifera; Eurotatoria; Adinetida; Adinetidae.
AUGAACAUAUGGAUUUGUACUAUUUUGUAUUGUGUACCAAGUAUUAAAACAAUUGAAUAUCAUGAUGAAAUAACAACAGAAAAAUCAAUGACGAAGACUGUAACAGGUUCAAUUAUUAUUAUGAAAUUGACACAAUCAUUUCGUAUAACCACAGCUUUGGCACUAUCAACGACUGGUUCAUUAUUGACGUCAUCAGACAACGAUGUUUCAUUUUCAUAUUUAGAUCUCGCACUUGGUCUUGGUCUUGCUAUUCCACUAUUGCUAUUAUUCACUGGAUUAAUUAUAUGUGGAUGUUGUUGUCAAAAAUAUCAAUUUCUCAGUUGUUGUACUUCGAAAUUUUAUCGAUAUUUUGAAAGUCGUAAGAAAACUACUCAGAAUCAUACGGAAUCAACCGAGAAAUUUACUAAUAAGUCGACCAGUCACAAGGACCUUAGCUUCACAAAUGAUUUGAAAGAUACUGAAGAUCUUAAAUUCACUAAUGAAUUAGACAACAAUCAAGUUGAUAAGGUGGCGAAUGACAAGAAUGAUCUUGAACUCGCAAAUAACUCAGAGAACAAUACAAAUCUUAUAGUCACAAGUGAACCAAAUGACAACAAAAACCUUACAGCUACAAAUGAAUCCAGUGAUAUCAAAAUUCUUUCGACUGCACAUCUAUUAAUUAAAAGUAGCGAUCUUGAGGUCAUAAAUAACUCAAACGAUUUGAAAGAUCUAACAUUCACAAAUAAAUCUAUUGACAGUAGAGAUCUUAAGACCGAAACUGAAACCACAGUCAAUACACAAAUUACAUUGUUGAAUGAAUCAAAUGUGAAUGAAAGUCUUGGAAAUGAAGUACCCCUUUAUUAUCAACAAUAUGUUAAUGAUGGUCAUGAAAGUGAUACUAAUAGUGAAGUGAGCUCACAAAAUGAAGAUGCGCUGGCAAUGCAAACAAUUCUAACGACAUCAAUGUUAUCCACUGAUUAUGAUACUUCUGCAAUGAAUGUUACAAGAACAUCACUUUUCUCAUCUUCUGUUAAUGGCCUUCCAACUAAUGAUGUUCAAUAUUCAAGUGCAUUUUCGUUAAAAAAUACAGGCUUGUCGACACGAGGUUCUAUUCUUUGUCGAGCCUAUUCUGUUAAAAAAGAUCAAAAAUCAAAUCUCGAAUAA